GCCUCCUGGAGGCUCUUUUUCUUUCCUGGGUGGAAAUUUCCUCUUCAGAUUCUUUGAUCGAGUCCAAACCGUGACGGCACGGAAGACGGGCGCAGAUCAACGUCCUGAUUUUCUGAAGCAAAGAGUGAGGCGGUGCCACAAUGGGUGACUUUAAUCAUGUGAUAAUAUGUAAGGUGUCGACACGUUACACAUUUUAAGUAACGAGCCCGACGAUGACGAGCGGCUGUGCGUCUUGGACGCCGGAGACGCGCAACGGCAUGAGGAGCUCAGUCUGUUUGGAGCCACCGGCUGAGAUCAUUCAUCACUCCCAGCACUGACCGACCGGCCGACUGAACAGAUAGCGGGAUACAAACAGACUCCUUAUGUCUCUGUGAAAUAUCCGUCAACAAAAGAUGGAUGUCCUCCUCGCCCCCCCCAAAAGAUACGACAGCGACGGGUGAGUGAAAUCGGAGAUGCUGCACACGGCGGCCAAAAUCCCGGAGCUUUUGUGAACAGGGCUGUGGGUGUGUGCGCGUCAGGCUCGCUGUUAAACCUUCAGACUGCACUCGCCAACUUCCCCCGCUUUCAUCAAGUCAUGUCUGAUACAGAGCGAUGGGCAAGUUUGACGACAACGAGAGGAUAAUCCUCAACGUCGGGGGGACGAGGCACGAGACCUACAAAACCACCUUAAAGACGCUGCCGGGGACGCGACUGGCCCUGCUCGCCUCCGAUUCGGACAUCGACUCCGUGCUGGAUCAGCUGCAACAAGUCCCCGGCUUCAUCGAGUACAACGCGCGGACCAACGAGUACUUCUUCGACCGUCACCCGGGCGUCUUCGCCUACGUGCUCAACUACUACCGCACCGGCAAGCUUCACUGCCCGGCGGAUGUGUGCGGACCGCUGUUCGAGGAGGAGCUCUCCUUUUGGGGCAUCGAUGAGACGGACGUGGAGCCCUGCUGUUGGAUGACAUACCGACAGCACCGGGACGCGGAGGAGGCUCUGGACGUGUUCGAGCUCAACGUGGACAACGGAGACGAGGACGACGAGAUAGGGAAGAGACUCGGCAUCGAGGACGUGGCUGCCGACGGGAAUGUCAGCCUGUGGAGGAAGUGGCAGCCGGUAAUCUGGAAUCUGUUCGAGGACCCCUACUCAUCCAGGGCGGCGAGGUUGGCCAUGGCUGGAUUAGGAGGGUAACAAAAAAAAAGAACAAAACAGAA
This is a messenger RNA of Maylandia zebra (zebra mbuna), 1196 nucleotides long. The record is from RefSeq and is a predicted model, not a curated record. NCBI's taxonomy places the organism in Eukaryota, Metazoa, Chordata, Actinopteri, Cichliformes, Cichlidae.